Messenger RNA from Hemibagrus wyckioides, 1743 nucleotides. RefSeq names its product eukaryotic translation initiation factor 4E family member 2 (gene eif4e2). The record is from RefSeq and is a predicted model, not a curated record. The coding region runs from base 139 to 849 and encodes 236 amino acids. NCBI's taxonomy places the organism in Eukaryota, Metazoa, Chordata, Actinopteri, Siluriformes, Bagridae. Gene Ontology annotation, cellular component: eukaryotic translation initiation factor 4F complex; cytoplasm. Gene Ontology annotation, molecular function: translation initiation factor activity; RNA 7-methylguanosine cap binding. Gene Ontology annotation, biological process: translational initiation. The transcript has 8 exons.
GCGCAUGCGCAGUCCGCUCGCCACCGACUCAGGAUGUUCGUGCUCGCUAAGGCUCUCGUGCGCGCGCCGCUGAUGCUGCGGAUUUGACGGGUCGGCCGCCGGGACAGCGAGCGGAGGGAGACCGGAACUUAGGAAAUAAUGAACAACAAAUUUGACGCUCUGAAAGAUGACGACAGUGGAGAUCAUGACCAGGACAACAGCUCACCGAAAGAUGGUGAGAAGGAAAGAAAUGAUGAUGAGGAAAAGGACCAAAACACUACCAAGAGGAAGGCUGUGGUUCCUGGCGCAGGGGAACACCCUCUUCAGUAUAACUACACAUUCUGGUAUUCUCGGCGAACCCCAGGCCGACCAGCCAGUACACAGAGCUAUGAACAAAACAUUAAACAGAUCGGCAGCUUUGCUUCGGUGGAGCAGUUCUGGAGGUUUUACAGUCACAUGAUCAGACCAGGUGAUCUGACUGGCCACAGCGACUUCCACCUGUUUAAGGAGGGAAUCAAGCCCAUGUGGGAGGAUGAUGCUAAUAAGAGUGGAGGGAAGUGGAUAAUUCGGCUUCGGAAAGGUCUAGCCUCACGCUGCUGGGAAAAUCUGAUCCUGGCCAUGCUGGGUGAGCAGUUCAUGGUUGGUGAGGAGAUCUGUGGAGCUGUUGUCUCUGUCCGCUUCCAGGAGGAUAUCAUAUCUAUUUGGAACAAAACAGCAAGUGAUCAGGCUACUACUGCUCGUAUCAGAGACACACUUCGCAGAGUCCUCAACCUGCCACCAAACACCAUCAUGGAGUACAAAACACACACUGACAGCAUCAAGGCUUGGGAAGAUUUCCAUGGACUGGUGAAUGCUAGUGGUGGCCGCUAGGUCUUUCUCAUGGGUAGACGAUGGGGUUACCUUCAUUGUGGGUGAAGAGGACUUUCCUAGGGCAUACAACUCAUUUAUGAAUUAAUAUUGUUUUUAACGGAAAACAAAAACGGAUAUUGUCUACUGGAAAGUCCAUUUUCCUGGUCGAAAUAUCUGAUCAGCAAAAAUGCCCCUGAGAAUGAAGGAGGAGUGAAAUGACAAGCAACAAAUGUUUUUGAAUAGUUAAGAUAAAUUUAAGCUGGGGAAAGAACAAGCCUCAAAAAUUGUCGCUACUGUGGUUCUGAUGAAGGCUGAUUAACAAAACCAAUCAAAUUGUAAUUUGGUACAUAAUUGUGCUGAAAGUCACAUUGACCUCAUCUGGCAAGUUAUUCAGCUUCACAUAACCCACCCUUCUUAGAAAGCAAGUACUUUUAUUUGAUAAUGCCAUAAACAGGGUUACAUUUUACUAUAGUGCAGUAUUUUAAUUUCAGUGUUAAAGUUUUGUUUUUGAAAUUGUAAGAAACAAAAAAAAUCUAUAUUUUCAAAGAUUUUUGAAGAGAUAUAUGAUGGAAUCUGUUCUUGUUCAUUUUUUUUGUUGUUUUAAGCUGAAUAUGUUGAAGCUUUGACUAAAAGAUAUCACACUGUGCCUGCUUCCCAGAAGCACUCAGCAUUCUGUGAUUUUGUGUUGGAAAGACAUUUUUAUGAUAAUGCUGUCAGCUGAAAAAUCUUGAUUCUCCUUUACCACAAAGUAGAAUCCACCAUGAAGAAGAAUACCAAAUGUGGAUUUGGAGAUUGGUCAUGGUUUGUCUACAUCUCUUACAUACUGCCUGGAUUUGUAAACUUGAGUGUGUUUGAAGUAAUGUUUGGAUUACAGAUGACUGAUAGCAAUAAAAGUCAAAUAUGCAGUUGCUGCUA